This is a messenger RNA of Perognathus longimembris pacificus (Pacific pocket mouse), 931 nucleotides long. Its product is annotated as 39S ribosomal protein L12, mitochondrial-like. The record is from RefSeq and is a predicted model, not a curated record. Lineage: Eukaryota; Metazoa; Chordata; Mammalia; Rodentia; Heteromyidae. The coding region runs from base 92 to 685 and encodes 197 amino acids. The transcript has 5 exons. Gene Ontology annotation, biological process: translation; mitochondrial transcription. Gene Ontology annotation, cellular component: ribosome; mitochondrial large ribosomal subunit. Gene Ontology annotation, molecular function: structural constituent of ribosome.
CGCGGGCUAGAGCGGCCGGCCCAGCUCGUUUGCUCGCGGCUAGAGCGUCGUCUCCGCGGGAGCCGCGUGUGACCUUCCCGCCCGCUCAGCGAUGCUGCCGGCGGCCGCCUGCCGCCUGUGGCGGCCGCGCCUCGGGCUUCCGGCCGUGGUGCUCAGCAUCUCCAGGCCGCAGGUGCCCUGUGUGUGUGCCGCGCGGCAGAUGAGGAGCAGCAGCCACCGAAGGGGCGAGGCGCUCGCCGGUGCACCCCUGGAUAACGCCCCCAAGGAGUACCCACCCAAGAUCCAGCAGCUGGUGCAGGACAUCGCCAGCCUCACGCUCCUGGAGAUCUCAGACCUCAACGAGCUCCUGAAGAAAACGCUGAAGAUCCAGGACGUGGGUCUCACACCUCUGGGUGGCAUGAUGCCCGGUACCGUCCCUGCCGCCGCAGCCCCUGAGGUGGCAGAAGACCUUCCCACACAGAAAGAACGGACACACUUUACCGUCCGCCUGACAGAGGCAAAGCCUGUGGACAAAGUGAAGCUGAUCAAGGAGAUCAAGAACUACAUCCAGGGCAUCAACCUCGUCCAGGCCAAGAAACUGGUGGAGUCCCUGCCCCAGGAGAUCAAAGCUAACGUCGCCAAAGCCGAGGCGGAGAAGAUCAAGGCAGCCCUGGAAGCGGUGGGAGGCACCGUGGUUCUGGAGUGACCCCCGCUCUGAGGACUUGUGGACUGGGGUCCCGGGGGCCACCUGCCGCCCCAGCACUGAGCUCCCGGGCAAGCCGAGCCCCGGCAGGCGCCUGCGGCCAGUGCCAUCCGGGAGGGGGACAAGGACGGUCUCCUGUGUGGGAGGGAGGGGCUGCCCCGGCCUGGUGAGGGGCGCCGAGUGGAUCCGGAACUUGCCUAGCUAACGUGGCCUUCUGUGCUGCGGAGGAAAAUACACGGUUCGGGACGU